AUGAGCGCGCACCGCGGCACGAAGACAGCUGCUCAUGCCCCUGUCCAGCCCUCGCUGCGCGCCCUCGAUGCACAUGUUCAGAAGCUGCGGGCAGAGGCGCGGACGGGGCUGAGCUCGCAGGAUGUACGGAGAGCCCUUAUCAAGGAGGAGCUGCGACCGCCUCUCUUUGGUGGUGGUGGUGGCGGUGGAGCACGUGGCCCACGGGCGCCGUCGCUUACCGCCGGCUCUGCAACCUCAGGAUCCGUGGCUGCAUCAGCAGCAGCGGGCGGCGGCAUCGCUGACAUACCGCCCGCGUGGUUAGAAGGUGACUUCCACCUCAAGCCGGUUGUCGCUGAUGGGGGUGGAGCGGACGCCGCGUCCCCGUCCGCCUGCAUGCGCCUCGCAGAAGCAGCAACCGCCAUCACGCCUACCGGCGCGGCACCUUUGCCUCUAGACUCUAGCAACGCACUCCGCACGUACCAAGCGCUGUGCACCGCCGCCGAUGAAGUGGACUACAAUGUGUCACACGAGGAGGCACUGCGGCAGGUGGAGGAUCGCGAUGGUCAGACGGGGCUGGCGACCACAUGGCGAACGCGGCGUUGCCCAUCAGCACCGCUGCCUUUCAGCUCGAUAGCGGUGACGGCCUCAGCGUUGAGUUGGGAUGAACGAGGGGAGCGUCCGAUGUUCGCGGGCGGUGUAGAACCGGCCGGCAAUCUCCGUGCGGCUGCGUCUCACGAGCUGUACACAAAGCCGCCAUCGCGGCCGUCUGUGCUUGGUCGCGGUGCCGCUGGCCGCCUUUCUGCUGCACUCUCUGCCUCUCGGCCCGCCUCGCAGGCGUCCAUCAUAUCCGCCGUGACGUCAUCGGCGAUCACCACAACGAGAAGAAUGAAAGCGCAAGUGUUGCGCUCGUGUGGUGGUGGUGGUGGCGGCGGUGGCGCGUUCUCCUCCUUAUCCACGGAGGGCACGGCGGUCGCGCGCAGCUCCGCGGCAACGUACGCGAUGGCGCUCCGCCAACGUGUGCAGGAGCAACGCGAAUGCGCGAGUGGCGUAGAAGGUGGUCCACCGCGGUCGAGUUGGACCUCGACAGUACGUCUUGGCAGAGAGGACAAUGCGGGCAGCGGCGGAGCUGCUGCGCUCGAGUGGCGGACGCGCAUGACGGCUGCUGUGACAGUGGCAGUGUGUCCAUCAUGUCACGCGUGGUUUGAACGCGCGCUGCAACAGCCACGGGGGCCUCUGCCAUCGGAGGAGGCUCGACAACAGACAACGGGGAAGUCGGAUGACGCUCCAAGGUGCUGCUGUACUCGCUGUGGCCUUGACGUCGACGCUGCAGCCGGCGCAGACACUCCUGUGGCCGCUGAGGGGGGGGCAGGACCUCGGUGGGUCUGGGCUCCGUCUGCCACAAUAGGCAGCUCUGAAGCAACCAAGCGAGACGUUCGUGGAACUCCUGCAAGAGGCAUUGACUCUGCUGCUGGCAACGGGCCGCAGCAGCCAUCCUCCCCAACCUCGGCAGCAAGGCAUCGUAUCACCGACGGCGCGGGUGGUGAGGCGUGCGGCACCGACACUGUUGGCUUCGCAGAGGGCAGCAACGGAGGUGAGGAGGAGUCCUUCGCUGCGUUGGUGGCGCGCAUCCGGGCCUCGAGGCUCAGAGCGCAGGGAGACGAGGAGAGGAGCAAUGCGAUGGUCACCAGUGUCUCAGAGGCACCCGCGCGUCAGGCGCCGCUGAGUAGCGCUUCCAUAGCGCCUCUCCGCCCACCUACGGAGUUAGCGCCAGCUGCAGCGCCUAAGGGUGUUGGUAUCUCCCGUGUAUGCACCGAGACUGGCAUGUCAGGCGAAACCAUGUCCUUUCCUCCAGCAUCACUCUCUGGGCCUCCUCCCUUGGGCGAGCUGACCUUGCCCACCCGCGUGAACCCGUUCGCCAAGAGCCUUCGUGUCGCCCUCAGCCGCCUCUACUUUUACGACCUUUGGGCGGGUGCGAUGAGUGAGCAGUCGUGA
Molecule: messenger RNA, 1971 nt
Organism: Leishmania mexicana MHOM/GT/2001/U1103
Lineage: Eukaryota; Euglenozoa; Kinetoplastea; Trypanosomatida; Trypanosomatidae
Exons: 1
Coding region: 1-1971 (656 amino acids)
Source: RefSeq, a predicted model, not a curated record